UGGUACGAUCUCACGGCUCCUACAGCACCUAAGCCUUUCCUCUCCUCUCAUACCCUGCGCCGAUGGCGACCCAAGCUCUGCUGAUGCUGAGCGAGGCAUCCCCGUGGAGCCUUGCGGGUGCGGCGGCGGCCGUGGUGCUUCUAUCGCUGGCCGCCUGUAUUCUGGAGUGGGCAUGGUGGACCCCCCGGCGGCUGGGCCGGGCCCUGCAGGCCCAGGGCCUACGGGGCACCCGGUACCGCCUCUUCACCGGCGACGUGACGGAGAACGUCCGGCUGAACAAAGAGGCCCGGUCCAAGCCCCUGCCGCUCGGCUCCCACGACAUCAUCCCUCGCGUGCAGCCCAUGUUCUGCAAAACCGUUAAGGAGAACGGGAAAGUAUCAUUCACUUGGUUUGGCCCAACACCAAGGGUGAUGAUUCCAGACCCCGAAUUAGUGAGAGAAAUUUUGUCCAACAAGUUUGGACACUAUGGCAAACCAAAGAGUAGCCGCAUCGGGAAGCUGCUAGCCGACGGGGUUGUAAAUCAUGAAGGCGAGAAGUGGGCAAAGCACCGCAGAAUCCUCAAUCCCGCCUUCCACCAUGAGAAGAUAAAGAGGAUGCUGCCAGUUUUUUCUAUCUGUUGCGAAGAAAUGAUUGCGAGAUGGGAGAAUUCAUUGUCCUCCAAAGGAUUAUCUGAGAUUGACGUCUGGCCUGAGUUCCAGAAUCUUACUGGAGAUGUCAUCUCAAGAACAGCAUUCGGUAGCAAUUACCAGGAGGGGAUGAAAAUAUUCCAGUUGCAAGAAGAGCUAGCUGAACGCCUAAUACAAGCUUUUCAGACGCUAUUUAUCCCAGGCUAUUGGUUCUUACCAACUAAAAACAACAGAAGGAUGAGAGCAAUUGAUCGUGAGAUCCGCACAAUUCUGCGAGGAAUAAUUGGAAAAAAAGACAGAGCUAUUAAAAAUGGUGAAGCUAGCAGCGAUGACUUGCUAGGAUUACUGGUGGAGUCAAAUAUGCGGGAAUCAAAUGGGAAAGCAGCUCUAGGAAUGAGUACUGAAGAUAUAAUUGAGGAGUGCAAGCUAUUUUACUUUGCAGGAAUGGAGACAACAUCAGUGUUGCUCACAUGGACACUAAUUCUGCUAAGCAUGCACCCAGAGUGGCAAGAUCAGGCAAGGGAGGAAGUGUUGCACCACUUUGGAAGAACCACACCAGAUUUUGAGAACUUGGGUCGCCUGAAGAUCGUAACAAUGAUUCUAUACGAGGUUCUUAGGUUGUAUCCACCGGUAGUCUUUCUUACCAGAAGAACAUACAAGGAAAUGGAGCUGGGCGGCAUCAAAUAUCCGGCAGGAGUGAACCUUAUGUUGCCCCUUCUGUUUAUCCACCACGAUCCCAAUCUAUGGGGAAAAGACGCGGGCGAAUUCAAUCCAAAGAGGUUUUCUGACGGUAUCUCAAAUGCGGCGAAGCAUCCAGGCGCGUUCUUCCCGUUUGGAGGAGGUCCUCGGAUCUGCAUCGGCCAGAACUUUGCAUUGUUGGAAGCCAAGAUGGCUCUGAGCACCAUCCUCCAGCGCUUCUCCUUCGAGCUCUCGCCGUCCUAUACACAUGCGCCUUACACCGUGAUAACCCUCCACCCGCAGCAUGGUGCUCCAAUCAGGAUGAAGAAAAUAUGAUCAUGCUUCACAUCUUGGCCAUCGACACUAUAGCGAAUUUUACUUACACGCCAUGUAUAUUUAAAGUUUGAGCUGAAUAAACAGAGCACCCUGUUUACAUGUUAUGUCUUUUUUUUUGUAAGAAGUAAAUGAAUGCAAAGAGUUGUUUCAGUUGAACCGGUCGUUUGGUUCAGUUCAUGA
Messenger RNA from Brachypodium distachyon (stiff brome), 1820 nucleotides. Its product is annotated as cytochrome P450 72A15. Gene Ontology annotation, molecular function: iron ion binding; oxidoreductase activity, acting on paired donors, with incorporation or reduction of molecular oxygen; monooxygenase activity. Lineage: Eukaryota; Viridiplantae; Streptophyta; Magnoliopsida; Poales; Poaceae. Bases 63 to 1640 code for a protein of 525 amino acids. The record is from RefSeq and is a predicted model, not a curated record. The transcript has 5 exons.